Molecule: messenger RNA, 687 nt
Organism: Ochlerotatus camptorhynchus
Lineage: Eukaryota; Metazoa; Arthropoda; Insecta; Diptera; Culicidae
Exons: 5
Coding region: 20-625 (201 amino acids)
Source: RefSeq, a predicted model, not a curated record
CAGUGCUCUACAUAUUGCGAUGCAAUUUGGCCGGAACGACAUCUUUGAACUGCUAUGCAACGUCUAUAAAGCGGACCGCGAUCUGCUUGAUUGGAGUGGUAAGAAACCGCUGGAAUACCAGAAACAGAUGACAAGUGUGUCGGCGUCCACCUACAGCAAAAUCAAGGCCAGGAAAAAGCAUACAGAAAAAGACUCGGGAUUCCUGAGGAUUGGCUCACUGAACGUUCGAGUGAAGAAAACGACAGAAGCCUUCAGCAACUUUUUGGGAGUUGGGACCAACGCGACACGUCUCCCUCCGACUAUGAGAACUAGCGCACCACCGAAUUCGGCCUACUUUGAGAAGUUGCACAAGAGUUGGGGCUCUGCCGACAAUAUACCACAUGAGGACGGCGUGAUGCCACCACCCAAAUAUGGUUCCGUGAAAAAGCGUCGACCGAAGCGGGACGUUGAGUACGAUCCGGGCAACGAUCAUUUCAGCCAAAGUGUGCCGACUACUCCUAGUCAGACACGGGCCCCAAUUGGUAUAUUGUCGGAGAAUCCCGAUACAGAAUCGGAAAACCCAGGUGAUUCCGAUUCGGAUACAGCAUGCGGCUUUGAUUCAAAUUGGAGACCGACAUAUCUUUGACAGUAUGCUGCAGAUUUCACACUAAUCCUACUCAAAUAUUACAGCAUUUAUAUUACUUAAAA